Molecule: messenger RNA, 1179 nt
Organism: Torulaspora delbrueckii
Lineage: Eukaryota; Fungi; Ascomycota; Saccharomycetes; Saccharomycetales; Saccharomycetaceae
Gene: HAT2
Product: Hat2p
Exons: 1
Coding region: 1-1179 (392 amino acids)
Biological process (GO): regulation of gene expression
Cellular component (GO): cytoplasm; Rpd3L-Expanded complex; Rpd3L complex
Molecular function (GO): histone binding
Source: RefSeq, a predicted model, not a curated record
AUGGCUGAGGAGCAGGUGGAUAAACCACUAUCAAUUGACGAAGAGUACGAACUUUGGAGAUCCAAUGUCCCUUUAAUGUACGAUUUCGUCAGCGAGACGAAUCUUACUUGGCCGACUUUGACGCUUGAGUGGCUACCUGGCAACAGUCAUAGUAACCGCCAGGAACUAAUCUUAGGUACACACACAUCUGAAGAAGAGCCCAAUUACUUGAAGAUCGCUGCCAUUGAUCUGCCAGAUGAGAUAGUGCCCGGUAAAGAAGAUCGUGAACGAGAUGGCUUCACCAAAUCCAAUAUCAAGAUCAUUAAGAAGUUUAAACAUGAGCAAGAAGUUACUAGAGCUCGAUAUAUGCCUCAGGAUAGUAACCUCAUUGCUACUAUAAACGGUAGCGGUACAGUUUUCUUGUAUGACCGUUCUAAGGAUGGCGAUGAAGGAUUACUAUCUUCCUUGGGCUUCCAUGAGGAUAAUGGUUAUGGUUUAUCUUUCAAUCCUGUCGAUAAAGGGAAGCUUUUGAGUGGUUCUGACGAUUCAAAGAUUGCCCUUUGGGAUAUCACAACUAACAGUACAAAACCUGUCUCGACCUGGGAAAGUUGUCAUCAGGAUGGAGUCAACGAUUGUAAGUGGCAUGAACUGAACGGUAACACAUUUGGCUCUGUUUCGGAAGACUGUACUUUACAAUUACAUGAUCAAAGGGUUAAGGACUCAGUCACUGACAAGAUAAAAACCGUAACUGCAUUUAAUACAAUUGCGUUUAGUAAGCAUUCAACAAAUUUAUUCGCAGCCGCAGGCACUGACUCAUUAAUAUACUUGUACGAUUCAAGAAGGACUGGAAACGUGUUACAUACCAUGUCUGGUCAUGAAAGCAACGUAACUAAUUUGGAGUUUUAUGCUGCAAAAGACGGUAUAGUGAUGUCUUCUGGUGAGGAUAGACGUGUGAUCAUGUGGGAUUUGAUGGAAAUUGGUGCCGAACAAGUACCAGAUGAUGCAGAUGAUGGGUCACCGGAAGUAGUUAUGAUUCAUGCUGGUCAUAGAAGUCCUGUAAAUGAUUUCUCAAUGAAUCCAAAUAUUCCUUGGUUGAUGGCCAGCGCAGAAGAAGAGAACAUUGUGCAAGUUUGGAAAUGUUCAAGCAAGUUACCGAGAGUUGGAGGUCUACCUAAAGUGGAUGACUCGGUGCUAGAGUAA